Messenger RNA from Aspergillus ibericus CBS 121593, 1323 nucleotides. RefSeq names its product serine/threonine-protein phosphatase. Gene Ontology annotation, molecular function: protein serine/threonine phosphatase activity. Gene Ontology annotation, biological process: double-strand break repair via homologous recombination; peptidyl-serine dephosphorylation. The record is from RefSeq and is a predicted model, not a curated record. Gene Ontology annotation, cellular component: cytoplasm; nucleus. The coding region runs from base 1 to 1323 and encodes 440 amino acids. Lineage: Eukaryota; Fungi; Ascomycota; Eurotiomycetes; Eurotiales; Aspergillaceae. The transcript is spliced from 2 exons.
AUGAGCGACCUUGACAGGGCGAUCGCGCAAUUACGCGCCUGCCGCUUGAUACCCGAAGCCCAGGUCCGCGAACUCUGCUACAAGGCGCGCGAGCUCCUGAUUGAAGAAGGCAAUGUGGUCAACGUCGACGCCCCCGUCACCAUCUGCGGCGACAUCCAUGGCCAGUUUCACGACCUGAUGGAACUGUUCCGCGUGGGUGGCGACGUCCCCGACACCAACUACCUCUUCAUGGGCGAUUUCGUCGACCGCGGAUUCUACUCCCUCGAAUCCUUCCUCCUCCUUCUGUGUUUGAAAGUCCGAUACCCCGAUCGCAUCACUCUGAUCCGUGGCAACCACGAGUCGCGUCAGAUCACCACCGUCUACGGCUUCUACGAUGAGUGCAUCCGCAAGUACGGCAGCGCCAACGUGUGGCGAUACUGCUGCGAGGUGUUCGAUUACCUCGCGCUCGGGGCUCUGGUCUUGGGAGCCAGCUCAGAGCUGGAGCCCUCCGGCCCCGUGGAUACCACACAAUCUUCUAUGCCGAUCGAUGACGCACUCGAGAUAGAGAUCCUCAACUCCAAAGGCGAGGUCACGAUGAACUCCUACCGUUCCCGACCGCAAUCAUCCAGCGCAUCCACAGACACCCGAGCCAUCUCCCCGCCACGCGACAUUUCCACCACCCCCAAUCAGGCACCCAUCAGGCCCGGAGCAGCAGGGACGGGCGCGUCCGGCGACUCGGGCGGCAGUCUCUCCAGCCGCACCGGAGCCGUGCUCUGCGUCCACGGUGGACUCUCCCCGGUCAUCGAUACGGUGGACAAGAUCCGGCUCAUCGACCGAAAACAGGAAGUGCCGCACGAGGGCGCGAUGUGCGAUCUACUGUGGUCGGACCCGGACGAGAUCGACGGCUGGGGUCUCAGCCCCCGCGGCGCGGGGUUCCUCUUUGGCGGGGACAUCGUCAAACGAUUCAACUACCGCAACGACCUAUCCUUGGUCGCGCGCGCGCAUCAGCUCGUCAUGGAGGGGUACAAGGAAAUGUUCGACGGGGGGAUCGUCACGGUCUGGUCCGCGCCGAACUACUGCUACCGAUGCGGGAACGUCGCCGCCAUCCUGGAAUUAGGCGAAGACACCAGCAACGGAGGCACCGUCGCCAGAAGCAACGGCGACUACGGACGAAGUAACGGCCUCCUGGGACCCAAUAGGCCGGCCGUGCGGAGUCCCGGAAGACGCUACCGGGUGUUUGAGGCCGCUGCGCAGGAUACCAGAGGCAUGCCCGCGAAGAAGCCUGUUGCUGAUUAUUUCCUGGUGCGUAUUUCCAUUGACACUUACCGACGACGCACGUACUAA